Molecule: messenger RNA, 11667 nt
Organism: Rasamsonia emersonii CBS 393.64
Lineage: Eukaryota; Fungi; Ascomycota; Eurotiomycetes; Eurotiales; Trichocomaceae
Product: Histone acetylase complex subunit Paf400
Exons: 5
Coding region: 1-11667 (3888 amino acids)
Biological process (GO): regulation of DNA-templated transcription; DNA repair
Cellular component (GO): nucleus; SAGA complex; NuA4 histone acetyltransferase complex
Molecular function (GO): transcription coregulator activity; protein binding
Source: RefSeq, a predicted model, not a curated record
AUGGAGCGAAACAUUGAUAUCUACGCCGAGAGGCUGAGCGACGAGAAGCUUGAUGUCAGGACCAAGGCCAAUGUCGCGGUCGAGCUAAGGGACAAUAUCGAACCUCUAUGCUCGGGUUCGAAUUACCCGACCUUCCUGGCAAAGCUAUGGCCUGUUUUCAAAAAUAUUUUGAAGGGGGAUCCGGUGUUCACGAAUAUGUCCUAUGAGCAGAAAUUACGAAACUGCCUCUUAGAGACGUUACACCGGUUACCCAUGGCCUCCCCCGACGUCGAGCCCUAUGCCGUUGACAUGGUGGACAUGCUGAUGCAGCUCGUGCGGGUUGAGAACGAGGAAAACGCCGUGCUUUGCAUGAAAACCAUCAUGGAUUUGGCGCGGAAUCAGGUCAAGGCGACCGCCUCCAGGGUCCAGCCGUUCUUAGAGCUUAUCCAGGAAAUGUUCCAGACGAUGGAACAGGUUGUCCGCGACACCUUUGAUACGCCCUCCCAGGGUGCCACUCCCGGAAUGCCGUCGACGCCUGGGGGCAGCUCGCAAAAUUUCCAGUCCCCCAGGCCCAGCUCUCCAACUGCGUCUGUCUCAGAUUUAGGGCCCGACCAACAGGCGAACCAUCAUCUGCAGAGGGGUAUGCAGUCAUUUAAGGUUCUGGCGGAAUGCCCUAUCAUUGUUGUCUCCAUCUUUCAGGCGCACCGCAACUCCGUCUCGGCUAAUGUGAAACUCUUUGUUCCUUUGAUCAAAAGCAUCUUACUUUUGCAAGCCAAGCCACAGGAGAGGGCCCAUGCCGAGGCUGCGGCACGGGGGGAAAUAUUCACCGGUGUUUGCAAGGAAAUAAAGAAUCGGGCUGCCUUCGGAGAGUUCAUCACAGCUCAAGUUAAGACAAUGAGCUUUCUUGCUUAUCUUCUGCGGAUGUACGCCCACCAGCUGCAGGACUUUCUUCCAACCUUGCCUAGUGUCGUCGUCCGCCUCUUGCAAGACUGUCCUAGGGAGAAAUCCAGUGCGAGGAAAGAGCUUCUCGUGGCGAUCCGGCACAUCAUUAACUUCAACUAUCGCAAGAUCUUUCUGGAGAAGAUCGACGAGCUUCUGGACGAGAGGACUCUGAUCGGGGACGGCCUUACAGUCUAUGAGACUAUGAGGCCGCUCGCUUACAGCAUGCUUGCGGAUUUGAUUCACCAUGUGCGCGAUCAUCUCAACCGUGAUCAGAUUCGGCGGACGGUGGAAGUCUAUACAAAGAAUCUCCAUGAUGAUUUUCCGGGCACGAGCUUCCAGACGAUGAGCGCCAAGUUAUUGCUGAACAUGGCGGAGAAGAUAUCGAAGCUUGAAGACAAGCAGGAAGCCCGCUAUUUCUUGAUCAUGAUCCUGGAUGCUAUUGGUGACAAAUUUGCCGCUAUGAACCACCAGUUCGACAACGCGGUGAAGGUGUCCCGAGCAUACCGCAAACGUAAUGCUGACUCUGCCCCGGAAAACUAUCUCGCCGACAAGGAGAAUCCUCCGGACUGGGAUGAAAUUGAUAUUUUCUCGGCCGUUCCUAUCAAGACGUCGAACCCUCGGGAUCGCGGCGGUGAUCCUGUGUCUGACAAUCUCUUCCUCUUCAAAAACUUGAUCAAUGGCCUGAAGAACAUUUUCCACCAGCUGAAGAAUUGUAAUCCGACGCACAUUCAGAUUGAUCCCAGCAACGUCCCAAUCAACUGGUCGGAGGUCUCCUAUGGCUAUAAUGCUGAAGAGGUUAAGGUGAUCAAGAAACUCUUCCACGAAGGUGCUCGCGUGUUCAGAUACUAUGGUGUCGAUCAGCCACAGCCUGAAGUCCAAUAUUCCUCGCCGUUCGAGUUCCUUGCCAGCCAGUAUACUGCGCCGAUGACAAGGGAGGAGAAGGAGCUCCUUGAGAGCUUCGGAACUGUGUUUCACUGUAUAGACACCGCAACUUUCCACGAGGUCUUCCACUGUGAGAUCCCAUAUCUCCAUGAGCUCAUGCUUGAGCAUGGUGCCCUCCUCCAUCUGCCGCAGUUUUUCCUCGCGAGCGAAGCUACGUCACCGGCGUUUUCUGGCAUGGUUCUUCAGUACCUCAUGGACCGCAUCCACGAAGUUGGAACUUCUGAUAUGACGAAGGCAAAAAUUCUCCUGAGGAUGUUCAAGCUCUCGUUCAUGGCCGUGACGCUCUUCUCGGUGCAGAACGAGCAGGUUCUGCAUCCCCACAUCACCAAGAUUGUCACGAAAUGCAUCGAACUUUCCGUGACAGCCGAAGAGCCGAUGAAUUACUUCCUCUUGCUGCGCUCGCUCUUCCGCAGUAUUGGUGGAGGGAGAUUUGAGCUGCUGUACAAGGAGUUGCUUCCCCUUCUGGAGAUGCUUCUGGAGACAUUUAACAACCUCUUGAUGAGCGCGCGCAAACCACAGGAGCGAGACCUUUAUGUCGAGCUGACGCUUACUGUUCCCGCUCGUCUAAGUCAUCUGCUCCCCCAUCUCAGCUACUUGAUGCGGCCGAUCGUGGUUGCGCUCCGUGCGGAUUCAGAUCUGGUCGGCCAGGGCCUUAGAACCCUUGAACUCUGUGUCGACAAUUUGACAGCCGAUUAUCUGGAUCCUAUAAUGGCUCCGAUCAUGGACGAGCUCAUGACAGCGCUGUGGGAUCAUCUGCGACCACACCCAUACAGCCAUUUCCAUUCUCAUACCACCAUGAGAAUCCUCGGCAAGCUGGGCGGUCGCAACCGGAAAUUCCUGAAUCACCCCCCGGAGCUGUCAUUCCAGCAGUUCGCGGAUGAUGUCCCGAGUGUAGACAUCCGACUGAUCGGACCCAAUGAAAAACGACCGUUUCCUAUCGACAUCGGAGUCGACCUCGCCUACGGGAAGCUGUUGGAGGUUCCAAAGACGCCUGCAGCAAAGGCCUCGGAUGGAUACUAUAAGCAGCAGGCCUAUCGUAUGCUCAGCUCGCAACUGAAGCUCUACAUCGGCUUUGAAAACCUUCCAGAGGACAUGGGAUCUCUUCUUCGCCUUCAAGCCGAAGAUCUGCUGGAGGGCAAGAUUCAGACUCCUAUUGACAUCAUGGAUAAGUCUGAGCGAUCCAGUUCGAUUCAGAAGAAGCUGUCGCAAGAAGAGACCCUCAAGAAGCUCUUGAAGGCGUGCUUCUAUGCGACGACGAUCCCGGACCUCGAACAGACUGCUACCCCCUUCGUCGCGGAUGUAUGCCGACACUUUGCGGUCGUUGAGGUGGGUCGAGCGUACGCUCAAGUAAGGCACACUCGGAAAUCCUUCGAUGUCUCCAGUGGUGAAGGCCCUGUCUACUUGGAUUCGCGUGUUCUCGCCGAGGUGAUUGUUGACUGUUUCUCGUCGGACAACCCUCGUCAUCUCGGUCGGGUAUUCUGCCAUAGCUGCCACAGCGAAGAAUGGUUCACGAAGGCCGGUGGCAGCCUUGGAAUACAGCUGCUAGCGACCGAUCUCGAUCUCGGCGAUUCUUGGCUCUUCGAGAGGCAAACGGAGUUUGUUCGGGCCUUGAUGUAUGUCAUCAAGGACACUCCUUCCGAUCUCCCGGCCAGUACCCGUAUCCGGGCGCAAGAAACUCUCGAUCUCAUUCUUCGGCGAUGUAAUAAGGGUGUCUCGAAAGAGGACCUUAAGAAUGAGAAGAGUCGGCUCUAUACUCUCUGUGGAUUCUUCAUUUAUGAACUUUCACACAUGAACAAGCAUGUCCGGGAAGCCUCUCAAAGGAGUUUCCAUACUCUCGCCGAGGUGAUUGGCUGUGAAGUCCAUGAGCUCAUGUUUCCGGUCAAGGAACGUCUGCUGCAGUCGAUCUUCAACAAGCCUUUGCGCGCGCUGCCGUUUCCCAUUCAGAUCGGGUUUAUCGAGGCGAUCACUUUCUGCCUGAGUCUUCACAAGAACAUCGUCGUUUUCAACGAUCCGCUGAACCGAUUGAUGCUGGAGUCGCUGGCUCUUGCUGAUGCUGACGACGAGUCUCUAGCGUCCAAGCCCAAUGAGUAUAAGAACGCAGAGAUGAUCGUCAACUUGCGAGUGGCCUGCCUCCGCCUUCUUUCUAUGGCAAUGGGCUUCCAGGAAUUUGCGAACACUCCGCAGAAUACCAGCCGUGCUCGCAUCAUUUCGGUGUUCUUCAAGUCUCUGUAUUCGAGAUCGCCCGAAAUCAUCGAAGCGGCCAAUGCCGGUCUCAGAGAUGUACUCACCCAGACCAACAAGCUGCCCAAGGAUCUUCUUCAGAAUGGCCUCCGUCCGAUUCUGAUGAACUUGCAAGACCCGAAACGGCUGAGCGUUGCUGGGCUUGAUGGACUUGCCAGGCUCCUGACCCUUCUGACGAACUACUUCAAGGUCGAGAUCGGUGCUCGGCUCUUAGAUCAUAUGAAGAUGAUCGCUGAUGACGCCACCUUGCAAAAGGUGUCGUUUAAUCUCGUCGAGCAGAAUCCGGUUAUGAAGAUUGUAGCGGCCAUCUUCAAUAUUUUCCAUCUUCUUCCCCCGGCAGCUACGACUUUUAUGGAACACCUCGUCAACAAAGUCUUGGACCUAGAGGAGAAGUUGCGCAGAACUUCGAACAGCCCGUUCAGAAAGCCUCUUGUGAAGUAUCUCAACCGCUACCCGAAGGAAAGCUGGGCUUUCUUCCAGCAGCGCUUCAACGAUGAGCGAUAUGGCCGCUUCUUCGGUCAGGUGUUGGCAGAUCCUGAGAGUGGGGUGCUGCGGUCAGCUGUGGUUGCCGACACUGAAGGGUUUAAGUCUGUCGCCUUCCCUCAGGAGCAAUCGGAUGGCAGGAAUACUGCUGCAAUCAAUGCAAUCUACGUCGUCCAUUCGAUCUGCACGCAUGAGCAGACCAAGCGAUGGCUUGUCUCUCAUGGGGACUUGAAGUCUCUGCUUUUAAGCGCCGGACGGGAUCUAGAGAUCAAGCUUCGGAGUGACAAACUGCCAGCUAAUGAGCGUUUGAGGGUAGAACAGGCCGAAGACCAGCUGAUGGAUAUUUUCACGAUCUACCUUUCGGAGUCUCCACAGGAUUUGGAUUUCCUCUUCGAGGUCAUGGCUGCUCUGUCCGCCGAGGAGUUGAAACGGACUCUUGCGUUCCCCAAGUUCAUUUACAAACAUAUCAUUACAAAUGAAUCCAUCGACUACAGGCGGUCCGUUAUCAUGCGCUGCCUGGAUCUUUAUGGUCAGCGCAAUUGUUCGCAGAAGAUGAAGACGUUUGCUUUCCAUUACCUGGUCAAUCCUAUCUUUGCGAUGGAUGUCAAGACAACGUGGAAGAGCCCGCCGAACACUCCGAAGCUCAUGGAUAAGAGCAUGACGGAAGCCAUACAAAGCCGACUGUGGAGGCCACAGGUGGGCGAUAUCGCUGAAGAGUCCAAUCAGCCUGGUGUCGACCAUUCCCGGAUGGAGUUGCUACAGCUCUCAGCCUUGCUGAUCAAGUACCACCACCAGACUGUCCAGGAGUCACGAAAGGACAUCAUCAAAUUCGCCUGGAACUACAUUCGCCUGGAGGACAUUAUCAACAAAUACGGCGCAUAUGUGCUGAUCAGUUACUUUAUCGCACACUACGAAACGCCGUUCAAGAUUGUGGUCCAGGUCUAUGUUGCUCUGUUGAGGGCGCAUCAGAACGAGGGUAAAGCUCUUGUCACCCAGGCUCUCGAUGUCUUGGCUCCUGUUCUGCCUACGAGGAUCAUCGCCGGUAGCAACAACAAUCAGCAGGCGACCGAUGCUCGGUAUCCAUUGUGGGCGAAAUGGCCUCGACGGAUUUUGGCAGAAGAGACAGCGAACCUGCAGCAGGUCAUGAGCAUCUUCCAAUUCCUUGUGCGGCAGCCCGAUCUUUUCUACGAGUCGAGAGAGCAUUUCGUGCCUCUGAUUGUGCCGUCCUUGAUCAAGAUAGCGGCUCCUCCGAAUCCUUCUAAUGAGAGCAAGAAGCUUGCACUCAAUCUCAUUGGACUCAUCUGGCACUGGGAGGAAAAGAGGGUCCGUGGUGGCAGUGGUUCUGGAAACACGGCGAGUGGUGCACCAGAGUCUCCCAAUCUAAGGAAACGGAAGUUUGACGAACUCCAAGCCUCGUCCGGGUCCCCCGCCGCUCUGGCACCUCCAAUGGCGCGCGAGAGGUCAGAGUACAUGGUUCCUCUUGACUUGCGGGCCGCGUUGAUUAAGUAUCUCAUCACGUUUAUAACCACUGUUCCUGAGCGGUUCCCUGUCCCAGCUUUCAAACUUCGGGAACUCCCGUCUUCGAAGCCUCAACCGCCCGUCGCCACUGGAGAGAUGAUUAAGAAGGCAGUUCAGCUCUUGAGAAAUCUGCUUCAGCCGGAGUUUUGGGGCGAUCUGGACGUCGACCUCUAUCCUAAAGUCACAGAGCCCAUUCUUACCGGAGAGAAGGCUGAAAAGCCGGAUGAGAAGCACAUUACAAGCAUGAUUAAUACGUUGCAGGUGCUGCGUGUUCUCCUUGCAGCGAAGCCGGAUGACUGGAUCGUCAAUCGGUUGCCGUUGAUUCAGAAGCUUUUCGAAAAGGCUCUGCGCUCGGAUAAUCCCGAAAUCCAGGACUGCCUUCACGGGGUGGAAGACGAGAUGGACAUCUCGCCGAAGUUGCCGCCUCCCGUCAAGCGUGUUCUUGAUGCGCUACCUGAAGAGCAGCCCGAGGAAGAGGACGCCAUGGAUGUGGACAGCUCGCCGUCAGAGUUCGUCACGUAUCUGUCCGCAAUAGCCACUGAGGGACUGUCAGCGAACAAUUACAUCUCAAGCCUGAACAUUUUGUGGACGCUGUCCAAGAACAGGCCGGCCGAGAUGGAUGCCCACAUCCUUCAAGUGAUGAAGGCAUUCUCGCAAAAACUGGCCAAGGAGCACGUGGCUGCUUACGCCAAUAACCAAGUCCCUGGCCAGUAUCCGCCCGGCGUUAAACCAAGCGAAGGUGGUCUGCCGGAUCAACAGGAAUUCGAGCUUGGCGUUGAUCUUAUCCUCAAGACCAUUGACCUGAUAUCAGUGCGCAUGUCCCAUCUUGGUGAACAAAGACGGCCGUUCUUGAGCGUCCUGGCGCAGCUGGUGGAACGCUCGCACAAUAUCAAGCUUUGCAGCAAGAUUCUGGGCAUGGUCGAACAUUGGAUCUUUCACUCUACGGAGUCUUGGCCUACGCUGAAGGAGAAAACUGCCGUGUUGCAUAAGAUGCUCCUCUUCGAGUCUCGACCAGAUCAAACAAUGCUAAAGAAAUUCUUGAAUCUGGUCAUCAGGAUCUACGAGGAUCCGAAGAUCACGCGCACUGAGCUAACCGUGAGGUUGGAGCAUGCCUUUUUGAUCGGCACACGAGCACAGGAUGUCGAGAUGCGGAACCGUUUCCUCACCAUAUUCGAUCGGAGUCUGACGCGGACGGCUAGCUCUCGACUCAGCUACGUUCUGACAUCGCAGAAUUGGGACACGCUCGCCGAUUCGUUCUGGUUAGCUCAGGCAUCGCAUCUGGUAAUGGGCUCUGUCGACAUGACGACUCCUGCCCGACUGCACCCGGAGGACUUCACCGUUUAUCCUCUGUCAUUCCUCUUCAGCGCAGUGGAGAAGGAUCCGAGAAAGGGGGAUGUCAUGGUUGAUGAUCAGCUGGAGGCUUUCAUUGCUGAUCGCAAGCGCUUUAUGGCCGAAAUAGGAGACGUUAAAACCCGAGACUUGAUGGAGCCUCUUUGCCAGCUGCAGCACACGGAUCCCAAGGUUGCGUACAAGCUGUGGACCACCUUGUUUACUAUUAUCUGGUCCACCCUUUCGAGGGAAGAGCGUAUAGACCUCGAAAAAGGGAUGGUAACCUUGGUUACACGCGAGUACCAUCAUAGACAGAUCGACAGACGGCCGAAUGUUGUCCAGGCUCUUCUCGAGGGUGCUGUUAGGGCCAGACCGCGCUUUAAAGUUCCCCCGCAUGUCAUGAAGUACUUGAGCCGUACUUAUGACGCUUGGUAUACAACCGCUGCCUAUCUCGAAGAGUCGGCAAAUAGCCCAAUCAUCGACACUCCUGUCGUCCGUGAGAGCAACUUGGACGCGCUGGUCGAAGUAUUUGCCGGACUGCAGGAAGAUGAUUUCUUCUAUGGUACUUGGCGACGGCGUUGCAAGUUUGUUGAGACCAACGCCGCACUUUCGUACGAACAACACGGCAUGUGGGACAAGGCUCAGCAGUUGUAUGAGAGUGCUCAAAUCAAGGCUCGCUCCGGCGCUAUGCCAUUCUCUCAGGGUGAAUACUUCCUGUGGGAAGAUCACUGGCUCAUCUGUGCCCAGAAAUUGCAACAAUGGGAGAUCUUGAGCGACUUUGCCAAGCAUGAAAACCUCAACGACCUUCUCUUGGAGGCUGCGUGGAGGAAUAUCGAAAACUGGCAAAGCGAGUCGAACCGCGAGCAAUUGGAGUCUUUGAUCAAAUCCGUGUCUGACGCGCCAACCCCGAGACGGACCUUCUUCCAGGCGUUCAUGGCGCUCCUGAAUUUCCAUUUGAAAAAGGAAGGUAUCCAGGAGUUCAACAACAUUUGCGAUGAGUCUAUUCAGCUCUCCAUUCGCAAGUGGCAUCAGCUGCCGAAGAGGAUCACCAAUGCCCACAUCCCGAUCUUGCAGCACUUCCAGCAACUCGUUGAGCUGCACGAUGCCAGUGUUAUUUGUGCAAGCUUAUCCCAGACGAACGAGAGGAAUCUCGACACGAAGUCCGCAGAGCUCAAACUUCUUCUGGGUACCUGGCGUGACCGUCUUCCAAAUGUUUGGGAUGAUAUCAAUGCCUGGCAGGAUCUGGUGACGUGGCGGCAGCACAUCUUCCAACUAAUUAACGCGACGUAUCUCAGUCUGUUGCCACCUCAGACGAACAACGUCGCCAGCAACUCCUAUGCUUACCGCGGAUACCAUGAAACCGCCUGGAUCAUCAAUCGCUUCGCGCACGUAGCUCGCAAGCACCAGAUGCCUGAGGUCUGCAUCAACCAGCUCAGCCGCAUCUACACGCUGCCGAACAUUGAGAUCCAGGAAGCCUUCUUGAAGCUGAGGGAGCAGGCCAAAUGCCAUUAUCAGAACCCCAAGGAACUCAACAGCGGUCUCGACGUUAUCAACAAUACCAACCUGAACUACUUCGGAGCUCAGCAGAAGGCCGAAUUCUACACUCUCAAGGGCAUGUUCUUGGCUAAAUUAAACCAGGUCAACGAAGCCAACGAGGCCUUUGGGGUGGCGCUUUACUACGACCUCCGACUGGCCAAAGCCUGGGCUGAAUGGGGCCAAUACAGCGACCAGCGCUUCAAGGCUGACCCGACCGACUACGAACUGGCCAGCAACGCUGUGAGCUGCUAUCUCGAGGCGGCCGGCCUUUACAAGAAUUCCAAGUCAAGGAAACUGCUCAGUCGCAUCCUUUGGUUGCUGAGCUUGGACAACGAGGAAGGCCGCAUUGCCAGUGCGUUCGAGAAUUUCAAAGGCGACACCCCGGUGUGGUACUGGAUCACCUUUAUCCCGCAGCUGCUCACGAGUCUAUCUCAUCGCGAGGCGCGUCUCUGCAAGGCGGUGCUCGUCAAGAUCGCCAAGCUGUAUCCUCAGGCGCUAUUCUUCCUGCUGCGGACGAACCGGGAGGACAUGCUCAGUAUCAAGAAGCAGCAUGACCAAAAGCAGGAGAAACUUAACCGGGCCAAGCAACAACAACAGCAGCAGCAGCAGCAACAAGCCUCGCCGAAUCCGAAGGCCGACUCGGCGGCUCAGGCUGGAUCCAGACCUGGAACGUCGACUGGGGAAGCAACGCCAGCGCAGAAUCAGCAGGCCACGAGCAACAAUGUCAAUGGUUCGUCGCAAGAUGCGAACGCACAGCCCGCGCAGCAGCAGUCCAAUGGCCAAGCCAACGGACAGGCGCAGACGCAAAAUCAGGCCCAGGCCCAGGCUCAGGCCCAGUCUCAGGCCCAAGCGCAAAGCCAAGCUCAGGCUCAGGGUCAAGCCCAGGCUCAAGGUCAGGCUCAGGCUCAGAACCAGGCUCAGACCCAGGCUCAGACUCAGCCCCCAGCGCAGGCCCCAACGCAGGCUCCGGCACAGGGACCGGCACAAGGCCAAACUCAAGCACAAGGCCAGGCUCAAGCUCAACCUCAAGCUCAACCUCAGCCUCAAGCUCAGGGACAAGGCCAGCAGACCACGGGCGAACAGGAGCAGCCGCAGAGGGAGCCUCUCAAGAAGCCAUGGGAGUAUUCCGAAGAAAUCAUGGCUGGUCUCAAAACCGCAUUCCCUUUGCUGGCUCUGUCGAUGGAAACUAUGGUCGACCAGAUCCACAAGAACUUCAAGUGUCCGCCUGACGAGGAUGCUUAUCGACUCAUUGUCGCUCUGCUCAACGAUGGCCUUGCAUACGUCGGCCGCAUGCCGGGCUCGUACGCUCAGGACUUCAAGCUCCCACCAGCCACAGAAGCCAACAUCACUCGGUUUGCGGAGACCAUUCUCCCUGGACAUAUCCGCAAGUCCUUCGAGGCGGACUUUGUGGUCAAGAAACCCACGAUGUAUGAGUACAUCCAGAAGCUGCGCAAAUGGCGGGAUAAGUUUGAAGAGAAGCUUGACCGUCGCCCUCAGUCCCAGUUCCUCGAGGUGUACUCACCACAUCUGAGCGAGUUCCGUUUCCUCAAGUUCGACGAAGUCGAGGUUCCUGGGCAGUAUCUGUUGCACAAGGACAAGAACCAGGACUUUGUGCGCAUCGAUCGUUUCUUGCCUGACGUCGAUCUUGUUCGUGGAAUUGGCGUCUGCCACCGUCGGCUGAAGAUCCGGGGCCAUGACGGCAGCAUCCAUCCAUUUGCUGUACAGCACCCGGCUGCCCGUCACUGCAGGCGUGAGGAGCGCAUUCUGCAACUCUUCCGUAUCUUCAAUGGUAUUCUCGCCAAGCGGAAGGAGAGCAGACGUCGCAACUUGUACUUCCACCUUCCUCUUAUGAUCCCUCUGGCGCCGCACAUUCGUCUGGUUAAGGAUGAUCCUUCGUAUAUCUCUCUGCAAGGCAUCUACGAAGAUUACUGCAGACGAGUGGGCAUGAACAAGGAUGAGCCAGUGCUCUUUACGAUGGAGAAGAUGAGGUCCCUGGCGGAGAUGAAACAGAACCGCACUAUUGAGCAGCAGCAGGUUCUCCGCACCGAGAUCCUCACGGCUAUCCAGGAGAAAUGGGUCCCAAACAAUAUCGUGCUGGAUUAUUUCCAGCAGACGUACCCCAGUUACGACGACUUCUGGCUGUUCCGGCGCCAGUUCUCGUAUCAGUAUGCGGCGAUUGCAUUCAUGACCUACGUGAUGCACAUGGGCAAUCGGUACCCGAACAAGAUCUUGAUUUCGCGGGCCACGGGCGAUAUCUGGGGAUCCGAGCUUAUUCCGACCAUCAAUCCGGCCAAGGCGUUCUUCUACAACCCCGAGCAGGUGCCGUUCCGGCUCACGCCUAACAUCCAGACAUUGAUGGGGCCCAUCGCAAUGGAAGGUGUCUUUGCCUGCUCGCUGAUGGCCAUCGCUCGCUGCCUGACGGAGCCGCGACACGAGCUGGAGCAACAGCUGAGCAUCUUCGUGCGCGACGAGAUGAUGUUCUGGGCGACGGCGCAGCACCGCGGGGCGCUGCCGGAACACCAGCUCCGCGAGCUCGUCCAGAACAACACCGACAUUAUCGUCAACCGAGCCGUCAGCCUGGCCAGUCCACCGGAAGGCAACCUUCCCGCGAACCAGACGACCAUCGACCUGGUCUCGAGGGCAGUCAACCCGCAAUAUCUGGCAGCGGCCGAUGCUCUCUGGAUGCCGUAUCUGUGA